AUGACUUUGAACACUGAUGUGGCUUCGACGUAUCCGCUCGAUACCUAUCUUUCAGAAGUUGACCGACUUUUGACAUCAUCGGCGCCUCGACAAGAAUCUGCUGUGGGCUCUACCGAGUCAAUUCCACAUCGGAGGUUAUUUCAGGCUCAACACCGAAAGCUGUCGGCUGAAGACAAUCAAUAUCUUAGUUUUAAAGCGGCCUUUGAACUUGUCCCGAAAUCGCUUCAGAUUACACUGCUCGUAGCAUACGUCAAAUAUGUCCAUCCUCUUCUGCCAGCCUUGGAUCUCAACAGAUUCUUGACUAGCCUCAUAGUCGAAGACGAUACAAAAUUCGAAAGUCCCCUGGUUUAUCAAGCUGCCAUGAUGGCAAGCGCCGCUUUCGUCAGUGACGACGACAUUGUGACUGCUGGAUUUCAUUCACGAAACUCGUUGCGAAAAGCUCUCUUUGAGAGAACCAAGUUACUUUAUGAGUUUGAGACAGAACCUAACUUGAUCUCCCAGAUUCAAGCUUUGCUUCUGAUGACCCUGUGGUACGAAGCUGACUCACACCACAAAGAUCCUUACUACUGGCUAGAUCUUGCAUGUACUGCAGCGGAACGUAAAGGUCUUCUUCCCAGUCUCUAUUUAGAUGAUCUAUCUCCGAGACAAAAUCUGUGGUGGUGUCUAUACGCCCGCGAUCGCAUGAUUUCGCUUGCAUUUCAGCGGCCGUUGCGAAUUCAAAACAAUACCUUGCAAAUUUCCAUGCUGAGCUUCGCAGACUUAAAAUAUGAGACUUAUCCCGCCCUUGUUCAUGAGACUCUGGGAUCAAACUCCGAAAUUCUGUGUCAGUGGAAUCAAGAGAAAUCAUUUGCGUUAUUCAAAGAACAAGUCAAACUCACUCACUGCAUUGGGAUAAUGCUGGAAUAUUUAUAUCAGGGUGCAUGGGAACCUUCAUUUCUGAACGAUAACUAUUCUCUUAUGCCUACAAAGUCCCCAUCAUUAACCAUGAUCAAUGCUUGUGAGGAUUUCCUGAAAGCUUGGAUGCGUGAUCUCCCCAAAUCAGCUCAAUACGACCCUUCCGAUUGCCCUCUGUCGGAACCCAUGAAUAGAGUUUUCAUGGUGCACCAGGCGUUCCUUCGUCUCUUAUAUAUGACUGCAAUGUCUAUAUUGUAUAAAACAGAGGAUGAUGACAACUUGACAUCGAAUCGAGCCCAAGAUCGGAGAGAUUUGAAAGCCGAAAUUGACAGGAUGCUAGUUGAGUUAUGCGAUUUCAACCUGCUCUUGUUUCUCCCCGCAGCCACUGUGACUAUUCUCAAAUGCGGUCUUGAGACAAGCCUUCUGGACUUGAAAGUUUCAGACCGCACCCUGAGGCUACAAGCCCUAUCAAGUCUCUACACGUUUGAGCAGGCGGCAUGGAAUUUACUUCCAAGCUACCCAUCUAUGGAACAUGUUCUUUGGAGAGCUCAGAUGGCCCGAUCGAAUCUUUUAGGGUUGGUGGAAACCUGA
This is a messenger RNA of Penicillium macrosclerotiorum, 1485 nucleotides long. Its product is annotated as fungal specific transcription factor domain-containing protein. Gene Ontology annotation, biological process: DNA-templated transcription. The transcript has 2 exons. The record is from RefSeq and is a predicted model, not a curated record. Lineage: Eukaryota; Fungi; Ascomycota; Eurotiomycetes; Eurotiales; Aspergillaceae. Gene Ontology annotation, molecular function: zinc ion binding; DNA binding. The coding region runs from base 1 to 1485 and encodes 494 amino acids.